UGAGUUCACACUGAUGGCGAAGGUGACUUGGUGGUGGUUGGACGCUUUUGUUCGUACCUGCGACUUAAUGGAUACUUAAAAGGGACAUUUAUGAAUUUAAAAGCGCCGUUUGUGGAUUACAUACGCUAGAUAUUAGAUGUAGUGGACCGGUAUGAAUCGUCUUUGUCCAAACAUUCAGUUCGGGACUUGUUAAAUGAAGUGGACAUGGAUAAAACCGGUUAUGGGAUACAUGCAGUUUACCAUUUAUUCCUUCUGUGGCUCUCAGUUUGCCCUCUGUGCUCUCAGGGAAGUUGGAUGUGGUUGGGCAUCACAUCUGUAGGAGUGCCCGAGAAGUUGGGUUGCGCGCAUUUGCCCCUGUCGCACAAGCAGAAGGAGUUGUGCGCGCGCAAACCGCACCUUCUGCCGAGCAUUAAAGAGGGCGCGCGCCUGGGCAUCACCGAGUGCCAAACGCAGUUCAAACACGAGCGCUGGAACUGCUCGACCCGACGGGACCCGAACGUGUUCGGCUACGAGCUCACCAGUGGGACAAAAGAGACAGCGUUUAUCUACACAGUAAUGGCUGCCGGCCUGGUUCAUGCAGUCACUCGCUCUUGCAGUGCAGGAAAUAUGACAGAGUGUUCGUGUGAUAUGAGCCUUUUGGGCAGCGGUUCGCCCACGGAGGGCUGGCACUGGGGUGGGUGCUCCGAUGACAUCGCCUUCGGGACUUCAUUCAGCCGUCGCUUCAUUGACAAUUCAGUAAAGAACACAUCAGCCCGUGUUGAGGACGCCCUGUUCACUAUGAACCUGCAUAACAGCGAGGCCGGAAGACAGGCAGUGGCCAAAACAAUGUUGACAGACUGCCGCUGUCACGGCGUGUCGGGUUCGUGUGCGGUAAAAACUUGUUGGCGCACAAUGGCUGCGUUCGAGCGUGUGGGCGCCUACCUGAAGGAGCGCUACGAAAACAGCGUUCAGGUGGUGGACCGCUCUAAACGUAAGGUGCGACGUAAGGACAAAGACCAUCGCCACAUGCCUAUUGGCAAAGAAGAGUUAAUCUUCUUCAACAAAUCGCCUAAUUACUGCUUGGAGGACCGGCGGUUGGGCAUGAUGGGGACUAGGGGCCGCAGGUGUAACAGAACUUCAGCCGGGCCGGACGGCUGUAACCUGUUGUGCUGUGGGCGGGGCUACAACACGCACGUGGUACGACAUGUAGAGCGCUGUGAGUGUAAGUUCGUCUGGUGCUGUUACGUUCGCUGUCACCGCUGUGAGACGAUGAACGACAUGCACACCUGCAAGUAGAGCUACUACUUGGGGAGGGAUCUUGUGAGUGGAAGUGGACCUUCUUUGCGCUUUCAGCCCAGUUGGGCCUAUACAAACAAGCGUGUUGACAAAUUAUCCAUGGCAACUGGCAAUCCAAAACCAGGGAGAAAUGGUAUAUUCCCUUUUAAGUCCACAUGUGUAACUCUUCCCAUGGGCUUCAAGUGGAAAUCAAGCCAUUUUGUAUAUAGUGACUGUGGAAUAUAACUGGAGCAUAAAGGGAACUAAAAUACUGGGAACAGCAGAAAAAGUGUAAAUAUAUGCUUUUGUUUGGGAUUGUAUUGAGGGCUCUUACAGUUAAUGAUGAAUUAUAGUGGGAAUUAUUUAGAUAAUAUGCCAAGAUAUUUUUUGAUACAAUGUUUUAUAGGUUGCAAAAGAGAAUCCCUUAAAUAAAAGACAGAAAUAAUUCCCAAAGGAUGUAUUUUGCAAUUGUAGCUUUAUAUUUCAUGAUUUAAAUGUACAUAUUAAAU
Messenger RNA from Sinocyclocheilus anshuiensis, 1763 nucleotides. RefSeq names its product protein Wnt-16-like. The coding region runs from base 205 to 1275 and encodes 356 amino acids. The record is from RefSeq and is a predicted model, not a curated record. Gene Ontology annotation, cellular component: extracellular region. Gene Ontology annotation, biological process: neuron differentiation; cell fate commitment; multicellular organism development. The transcript is spliced from 4 exons. Gene Ontology annotation, molecular function: frizzled binding; cytokine activity. NCBI's taxonomy places the organism in Eukaryota, Metazoa, Chordata, Actinopteri, Cypriniformes, Cyprinidae.